Molecule: messenger RNA, 2415 nt
Organism: Mauremys reevesii (Reeves's turtle)
Lineage: Eukaryota; Metazoa; Chordata; Testudines; Geoemydidae
Gene: TGIF1
Product: TGFB induced factor homeobox 1
Exons: 4
Coding region: 1227-1973 (248 amino acids)
Biological process (GO): regulation of transcription by RNA polymerase II
Molecular function (GO): DNA-binding transcription factor activity, RNA polymerase II-specific; RNA polymerase II cis-regulatory region sequence-specific DNA binding
Source: RefSeq, a predicted model, not a curated record
AAGCCACCAAAUCCGCGUUGGAGAAGGGUCUGGAUUAUUCACCGGAUGAGCCCCUACAGGCGCGUCGCGCCGUUUCCAGUCAGGGCAGCCGCAGCUGGGGGCCAGCUGGGACUGCGGCGCGCUGACUCCGAGCACGCCACGCUGCGGCGCGCCCCGGGAUUGAGAAGUUUGGAAGCAUGUGAGAAUGACAGUGUGUCUCGGGCUCCGGCGUGCCAGGAAUUUCGAAACUGCCCUGCAAGCCCAUCAGCAUCAUAACAAGGCGGCUCCAACCAUAACAACCCCCGAGCAGGAGAAGGAGCAAGGAGCCUUUUGGCGUCUUAGUUAUUUUUUUUUUUGGGUCCGUGGGGGUGGGGAGGAAGAGCAGGGCUUGUUCAAUGCUAUGCUAAUCUUUUAAGCGCUCUUUUCUUGCGCUACGCUGCUUUUCUUUCUUCUCCAUUCUCUUCACACUAAGGAGUGGGUGGCUCAUCCGGCAGCAACAGGAGGAGGCUAAGUCCGGGGCAGCUGUCAAAAUCCUCCUCCCCCUCCCCCUCCCCAGUUUAAUGAUCAAACGCCUGGCUAGGAAGAAAGGCAGGAACCAGAAGGCGCAGAGGCUCUGGCUGCCCUGCACUGUCACAUCACACGCUCUGUUGUGUGUGUAUGAGAGAGUAUCCCGCUCCCUCCCCUCCACUGACAACCGUCUCCGCAGCCAGAGAGGAGGAGGAGGAGGCAAAGCGUCUAUUGCUCUCAGUUACUCUCUCACUUACUCAUUGCUGAAAGGUGGGCGGAGGGUACCUUUCCCCCUGGUGCCUUUUCUCACGUUGACAAGCUGGGGCCCAGCAUCGGAGAGGGGGGGAAAAAGAACAAAGAAAGAAGAGGAGGGAAAGCACCAAAUCCGGACCAAACAUCCCAGGCAGAAGGAAGCUGUCAGCUCGCGGUGACACAACACACAGCCCAUUGAAGCGCCCGGGGUAGCAGCCACGGCUGGGAAGGGAGCCCUCUGCCCGCCUUCCAAGUUGCAAAGCGGAGAUUGCUCCGCAAGCAAGAAAAGGCGACUUGAUUUGUGCGUGGGGUGCCCGUUGGGUAGCAAGUCUUGCCAGCUGGUGCAGUCCGGGGCUCGAGACCACGAUGAAAAGUAAAAAAGUCACACUGUACACUUUGCUGAAGAGCGGAAUUGCAGACUGUUGUUCAGCCACAGAGUAUGAAGUGUAGCUGCAAUAUCUGGCAGUGAGACAGAGGAUGAUGACACCAUGGAUGUCCCACUGGAUCUUUCCUCUUCCACUGCCUCAGGCAAACGGAGGAGACGUGGUAACCUGCCCAAGGAGUCAGUGCAGAUUCUUCGGGACUGGCUGUAUGAGCACCGAUACAAUGCCUAUCCAUCAGAGCAAGAAAAAGCACUACUGUCCAGACAAACACACCUCUCUACACUACAGGUCUGCAACUGGUUUAUCAAUGCACGCCGCAGGCUUUUACCUGACAUGCUGAGGAAGGAUGGCAAGGAUCCAAAUCAAUUCACUAUCUCACGAAGAGGGACCAAGAUUUCUGAAGGCAGCCCAGUGGAGUCUUCCACAGGCACAAAAAACUACAUUCCACUGUUGGAAGAGAACUCAUUUAUUUCUGGUACCACAGGACUAAACAAGGCUGUCUCUUCUAAACCUUCUUCCCCAGGAUCUGUUUUGGCUCGACCUUCAGUGAUUUGCCAUACCACUGUAACUGCAUUGAAAGAUGCCCCUUUCCUUUUGUGCCAGCCAGCUGGUGUAGGCCCGACCACCGACCUGCAGCAGACAUCAGCUAGCAGAUUCACAGACAACCCUCUUGAAUACCACGAGGAUGCUUCUAAACUAGGACCUGGUACAAAUGCACAAAGUGGCCUUUUCAACACUCCUCCUCCUACCCCACCAGACCUCAACCAAGAUUUUAGUGGAUUUCAACUUCUGGUGGACGUUGCACUCAAAAGGGCAGCAGAGAUGGAGUUGCAGGCAAAACUUAUGGCCUAAUCCCCCCUUUUUUUUCAGGCAGGAAUUUAACAAAUAUGUGAUUAUUGCUGCCCAUGUGAUAUCAAAAGACUAACUGCAUUUUUUAUUAUUAUUAUUAAUCUUAUUUGCACAAGGGAUUGCUGAAAUGAAGCUUCCUGUCACUGAGGUGGUCUUCAGUGAAAUAUGGUCAUUCCAAGAAUUAUAAACUUAAAACUACUGUAGAAACAAAGGGUGUUUUGUUUGUUUGUUUUUGUUUUUAUGUUUCUUAGUAGGUUUUUCAUAAUGUGAGAUGGUUCCCAAGAUCAUGUGAUUUUUGUUUUUGUUUCUUUCAGACUGUGCAAUAUCUAGUAAUGAUGUAGACUUCUUAUCAUUCCCGUGUAGAACAGAAUAUACCAACAUGCUGUCUAAAACAAAUGUUCAGUUUUUUUAAACAAUAUGAACCUGGAUGAUUAUGCUUUUUUUC